Lagopus leucura (white-tailed ptarmigan) is the source of this 501-nucleotide messenger RNA. RefSeq names its product exosome complex component RRP41-like. The transcript is spliced from 2 exons. Gene Ontology annotation, cellular component: cytoplasmic exosome (RNase complex); nucleolus; nuclear exosome (RNase complex). Lineage: Eukaryota; Metazoa; Chordata; Aves; Galliformes; Phasianidae. The record is from RefSeq and is a predicted model, not a curated record. Gene Ontology annotation, biological process: poly(A)-dependent snoRNA 3'-end processing; rRNA catabolic process; U4 snRNA 3'-end processing. The annotation marks the transcript as partial.
CGGGAUCCGCGCGGGGCACGCCGGAAGUCGUAGUCAGCGCGGGGGACACCAGCAGUCGUCGUCCCCACAGGGAACGCCGGAAGUCGUAGUCUCCACAGGUCGGAAGUCGUACGCCGCGCGGGGCACGCCGGGAGCGCGAUGGCGGCGCUGGAGCUGCUGUCGGACGAGGGGUACCGCGCCGACGGGCGCCGCGCUACGGAGCUGCGGAAGGUGCGGGCCCGGAUGGGGGUGUUCGCGCAGGCGGACGGCUCGGCCUACAUCGAACAGGGCAACACCAAGGCGCUGGCCGUGGUGUACGGACCGCACGAGACCCGCGGUCCUCGCAGCAAGGCGCUGUCCGAGCGGGCGGUGCUGAACUGCCAGUACAGCAUGGCCACCUUCAGCACCGCAGAGCGGAAGCGGCGGCCGCACGGGGACCGGAAGUCGGCCGAGAUGGCGCUGCACCUCAAACAGACCUUCGAGGCCGCCGUGCUCACCGAGCUCUACCCGCGGUCACAGAUU